This is a messenger RNA of Aspergillus calidoustus, 411 nucleotides long. Lineage: Eukaryota; Fungi; Ascomycota; Eurotiomycetes; Eurotiales; Aspergillaceae. The record is from the annotation of a GenBank genome assembly.
AUGGCACUCGAACUGUAUACAGAUCCACGACUUCCUUGUCCUCAGCGGGUCCACUUAAUAGUACUAGAGCUUGACUUGGAUGUCAUCGUUCACCGAGUCUCCCUUGAAGAUGGAGAAAACAGAAGGAAUGAUUAUAUUCAGCUGAAUCCGUUCGCCACCCUACCCUGUCUCAAGGACUCUACCUUUUCUCCACCACUCGUUGUCUACGAAUCGAGAGCGAUAGCACGCUUUCUGGCCGCUCGCUAUGGGCCACAACUGCUGCCAGAUCCCGGGAAUGUAUCUGCUAUAGCUCAGUUCGAGCAAGCGGCCAGCACUGAAGUCACGACGUUUGACCCAGUUGCAAAUCGUCUCGUCUUCGAAAUAAUCUUCAAGAGGUUCGUUAUUUCCAUAGCUGUAAUGAACCCAGUUUGA